AUGCUUCUUUUUGCCACGCGUGCGGAGAUGGGAGAGGAGGGUUGUGAGGAGCUCAAGCAUGCACCUGGUUGCCUCAUUUUCUCUCUCUGCCCCUUAUCCUUGCCUCCCUAUGCCUGUCCCUCCCACCCACACACAGGAGAGGGACAGAGGAGGGCGGACAGAGGAGCGGAGGGGAGUGAGGAGCUCAAGCAUGCACCUUGUUGCCUCAUUUUCUCUCUCUGCCCCUUAUCCUUGCCUCCCUCUGCCUGUCCCUCCCACCCACACACAGGAGACGGACAGAGGAGGGCAGACAGAGGAGCGGAGGGGAGUGAGGAGCUCAAGCAUGCACCUUGUGGCCUCAUUUUCUCUCUCUGCCCCUUAUCCUUGCCUCCCUCUGCCUGUCCCUCCCACCCACACACAGGAGAGGGACAGAGGAGGGCGGACAGAGGAGCGGAGGGGAGUGAGGAGCUCAAGCAUGCACCUUGUGGCCUCAUUUUCCCUCUCUGCCCCUUAUCCUUGCCUCCCUCUGCCUGUCCCUCCCACCCACACACAGGAGACGGACAGAGGAGGGCGGACAGAGGAGCGGAGGGGAGUGAGGAGCUCAAGCAUGCACCUUGUGGCCUCAUUUUCUCUCUCUGCCCCUUAUCCUUGCCUCCCUCUGCCUGUCCCUCCCACCCACACACAGGAGAGGGACAGAGGAGGGCGGACAGAGGAGCGGAGGGGAGUGAGGAGCUCAAGCAUGCACCUUGUUGCCACAUUUUCUCUCUCUGCCCCUUAUCCUUGCCUCCCUCUGCCUGUCCCUCCCACCCACACACAGGAGAGGGACAGAGGAGGCCGGACAGAGAAGCGGAGGGGAGUGAGGAGCUCAAGCAUGCACCUUGUUGCCUCAUUUUCUCUCUCUGCCCCUUAUCCUUGCCUCCCUCUGCCUGUCCCUCCCACCCACACACAGGAGAGGGACAGAGGAGGGCGGACAGAGGAGCGGAGGGUUCUGAGGAGCUCAAGCAUGCACCUUGUUGCCUCAUUUUCUCUCUCUGCCCCUUAUCCUUGCCUCCCUCUGCCUGUCCCUCCCACCCACACACAGGAGAGGGACAGAGGAGGCCGGACAGAGAAGCGGAGGGGAGUGAGGAGCUCAAGCAUGCACCUUGUUGCCUCAUUUUCUCUCUCUGCCCCUUAUCCUUGCCUCCCUCUGCCUGUCCCUCCCACCCACACACAGGAGAGGGACAGAGGAGGGCGGACAGAGGAGCGGAGGGUUCUGAGGAGCUCAAGCAUGCACCUUGUUGCCUCAUUUUCUCUCUCUGCCCCUUAUCCUUGCCUCCCUCUGCCUGUCCCUCCCACCCACACACAGGAACCCUGGGCGGACAGAGAAGGGGAGUGGAGUGA
Molecule: messenger RNA, 1359 nt
Organism: Closterium sp. NIES-65
Lineage: Eukaryota; Viridiplantae; Streptophyta; Zygnematophyceae; Desmidiales; Closteriaceae
Source: the annotation of a GenBank genome assembly